GUCCACAGACGAGGCUGUCGUGUUGCCAACAGCCAUGGCACCCAUGGUCGCAGUGAAGAUUUUGCAGCCGAACAACGGAGCAGAGCCAGCAGGCUACUGGGGCAUGUCUUCGAGCAUCUACGCCAAGGAGUUGUUCCACAUCGAGGCAGACAAAGAGAGCCACGUCUCCGCUGUCAAGGGCAAGGUCGCUGCCGUCGCUGGCGUGUCCGGCAAGCUGCGGGUGAUCCUCUUCGGCAAGGAGUUGGAUGAUGAGCGCACGCUUGGAAGCUAUGGUCUGGGGAACAUCGAGGACAGCUUGGGUGUGAUGCGGAAAUGAUGCAAAACCAGAGCAGGAUAGAAUUAGGAUCCGCAUCAAUUAGAGCUGGUAUAUUACAU
Molecule: messenger RNA, 375 nt
Organism: Cladocopium goreaui
Lineage: Eukaryota; Dinophyceae; Suessiales; Symbiodiniaceae
Source: the annotation of a GenBank genome assembly